CAAGUCAUGUCUUCUGCCUCCCCCGCGGACGAGAUCACGAUCAAGCAAGAAAAUGUGAUGGAAAUCCUCUCCGACGCCGGCAAGGUGCCCCCGGACGGAGCGGCCGCGCUGAGCCCCGCGCCGCCGCCCCCCCCCGCCGCCGCCCCGUUCCCCAUGGAGCACGGAGCCGCCGCCGGGGAGGAGGGCAGCGCCGAGCCCGUCCUGCUCCACACGGAACUUUUGGCCCGGAACCACCACGCCGCCGCCGCCUCUCCCUCCUCCUCCUCCUCCUCGUCCUCUUCGUCGUCCUCCUCGCAGCCCCCCCUGGCUUUCUCCCCGGACCACGUCGCGUGUGUGUGCGAGGCGCUGCAGCAGGGGGGCAACCUGGACCGCCUGGCCCGGUUCCUGUGGUCUUUGCCCCCGAGCGAUCUGCUACGUGGCAACGAGAGCCUGAUGAAAGCCCGGGCGCUGGUGGCUUUCCACCAGGGCAUCUACGCCGAGCUCUACAGCAUCCUGGAGAGCCACAACUUCGACUCGUCCAACCACCCGCUGCUGCAGGAGCUGUGGUACAAAGCUCGCUACACCGAGGCGGAGCGAGCCCGGGGCAAACCCCUGGGGGCGGUGGACAAGUACCGGCUGCGGAGGAAAUACCCCCUGCCCCGCACCAUCUGGGACGGCGAGGAGACGGUGUACUGCUUUAAGGAGAAGUCCCGCAACGCCCUCAAGGAGCUCUACAAGCAGAACCGCUACCCCUCGCCGGCCGAGAAGCGCAACCUGGCCAAGAUCACCGGGCUGUCCCUCACGCAGGUCAGCAACUGGUUCAAGAACCGCCGCCAGCGGGACCGCAACCCGUCCGAGACGCAGUCCAAAAGUGAAUCAGAUGGCAACCCCAGCACGGAGGAUGAGUCCAGUAAGGGGCAGGAGGAUUUAUCCCCGCAUCCGCUCUCCAGCUCAUCUGACGGAGUCACCAGCCUCAGCCUUCCCAGCCACAUGGAGCCCGUCUACAUGCAGCAGCUUGGAAACACUAAAAUAGCUUUGAGCUCAUCUGGUGUCUUGUUGAAUGGGAACCUCGUGCCUGCCAGUAGUUCUCCCGUCUUUCUCAAUGGUAGCUCUUUUCUUCAAGGACCCAAUGGUGUCAUUCUCAAUGGACUCAGCGUUGGGGCUUCCCAGCCGGUGACUUUAAAUUCACCCAAAACCACUUCAAGUGCUGUGAGCAAUGGGGUGUCCAUCACUGACAUCAUGUCAUCUUCUUCGGAAGAUGUGAAGGACUUCAAACUCCUCCAGGCUUCAGUCCCCAACACAGCAGCAGACACAUUCAGCCCCAGCAACAUACCGGUCUCCUUCCCAGGAUUGAUACCGAGCUCAGAAGUGAAAAGGGAAAACACACAAACUGUUGCUUCCCAAGAUGGAGGCUCUGUAGUUACUUUUACUGCUCCUGUCCAAAUAAACCAGUAUGGCAUUGUCCAGAUCCCCAAUUCAGGAACAAAUGGCCAGUUGCUGAACGGAAGCAUUGGUUUUUCUUCUCUGCAGCUGCCUCCUGUUUCUGUGGCAGCUUCUCAAGAUAACGUUUCGGUGAAUUCUAGCACAUCAGAUGGAGGAACUUUCACAAGUGACUCUUCAACGGUGCAACAAGGAAAGGUUUUCUUCAGCCCCCUCGCUCCGAGCGCCGUCGUUUAUACAGUUCCCAAUUCAGGUCAGGCGGUGGGAUCCAUCAAGCAGGAAGGACUGGAAAGAAGCCUUGUGUUUUCUCAGUUAAUGCCAGUCGGUCAGAACACGCAACUCAAUGUAAACAUGUCUUCUGAAAAUAUAUCUAGCGGAGGACUGCAGUCCCUGGCCUCCUCGUUAGUGAAUGUAACGCCCUCACAUAAUUUCUCCCUCACGCCGCCGACUCUUUUAAAUGCUGCAGAACUGAGCUCUGGUAUCUCUGAGAGCCAGUCCAUGUCGUCGCCCGUAACCAGUACCUCUACCGUGAUAUCUAUCAGCAACACUAACUAUGCAACUCUACAGAACUGCUCCCUCAUUACCAGUCAAGAUCUGUUGUCCAUUUCUACAGCACAGCCCGCACUUGGAGAGAUCGUUUUUACGACCGGGGACCGUGUGAGCCAUCCAUCUGCACAGGUACACCAGGAUUUUGUCCGAGAGCACAGGUUGGUUCUGCAAGCUGUACCAGACGUCAAAGAGAAUUUCUUGCCUAAUUCGGAAAGCAAAUCAACCGGCAGUUUGAUGAUGCUGGAUUCGAAGUCCAAGUAUGUUAUGAGUAACAUGGUUGACACGGUUUGUGAAGAACUGGAAACGGACAAAAAGGAACUUGCCAAACUGCAGACAGUUCAGAUGGAUGAAGAUAUGCAAGACUUAUAAUUUUUUUUCUUGCUUUCUGUUUCAGUAGAUAAGACUCCUGUUUGAGGCCCUAAGAAGCACCAAGUGGAGUGGGUUUUUUGUUGUUGUUUUUUUAAAGAAAACAGAAGAACAUUUAAAUGGUCUGAAUUGAUGUACAGAGGAAUCUCUGGCAACGGGUCUCAGUUGCCGCACUUGGUUUGCAUGCAGUAUUCUCUUUUAAGCAGAUUAAAGGAGAAAGGAAACGCCAGGGGAAGUACCAAGCAAAUGGGUACAGGUUUGGCUACUGCUACUGCGCUGAUAACCUAACUAGAUUCUCUGUAGUGCAACAUACUAUCAACAGUAAGUAUACACUCCUAACAGUAGGUAGAAAGCAAAAAUCUUGCUCUGGAAAGGUAGAAAUGAUGCAGUUGUUUUCGCUGUUUACUUCUAGUCCAUGGGCAUUGAAACAUUUUUUAAGAACUCUAGACGAUACCUCACAGGCUACUUUUUUGUUGUUGGAGGUUAAGAAACAAAACAGAACCAUAACUAAUUUUGUUACUGGUGUGUUUGCUUUUUUUUUUUAUUUUUUUUUUUUCCAGCAGGCUUGUGUUCAUACCAAAAAUCUCACAUCAAACAUUGACAGGUUUCGAGGUGCUACAGAUAGCAUUUUGUCAGUGCACCAAAAAAGCAUCAUCUGAAACUCUAAUUAUGCAACUCGGAAGCUUUCUCUCCAGUAUGAAUGUAAAUAUUGUUUCAGCUCUUAUCAAGGAGACUUUUUUUUUUUUUUAAUUAGUACAAUGGAUUUUAUUUAUGGUUAAUGUUCCCUUUCACUUUAGACACAAUGCAUUGAAAAGGAAAACGUUUUUUGGCUGUUUAAUUUAUUUUUAUUGUUUGAGCAGGAAGUAAACGUAGUUAUUUCCGACAAGGUUUUACUUUUUUGUAGUUUUUCAAGCAAUAGACUGUAAAAGUAAAAUGUUAAUCACACUGAAACUAGAAAAUGAGCUCCCAGUCUCACAAACCCAAGAGGUCCCUGUCUCUACCCCCUCUGUCUUUGUGUUCAGGGGUUUUUUGUUUGUUUUGUUAGUAAUUUGCAAAUUAGUUGAACCUUUUUUCUUUGUGUAUUUUUUAUGGAAUUCCAUGUGCCUUUCUUCCUAGUGGCCUUAUCUUUGUUACUAAAGCACAGUGGCAGGAGGAAUAAAAACACUGACUUGCAAAUCUCCGUCCUCAGGGCCGAAUCCUGAUGCCUUACUUUUGCAAGUAGCCCUGCUGACCCCAGAGUCCCUACUUGCACGAGUAAGAAGAGUUGAGUCUUUUGGAAGAGUUGAGUCUUUUGGUCAGGCUGGGUGACAUUGAAUGGUGGUGCAGGGAGCUGGAGGCAGGAGGAUUGUGCAUAGGGACCACGGGCAGAGCAGUGCAGGAGGAAAGAUCUUGGCUCUGGCCUCGGUCUGAUGAGUGUGGAAGGUUGGUGGGCAGGCCAGGGAAGGGAGCCCCAUGUUUCCCCACAGCCGUUGGCCCAGCAGCCCUUGUGGGAGGGCUUCAGCUGCUGUUCAGCAAGCAGGCCCCCAUCCAGGAGUGCACUUAAGCAUGGAUUUAUAAAUCCUUCCAGAAUAAGCAGGGCGGGGGCCGGUGGUGGGAACUGCAGCUGCCCAGAAGGUCUGUGGAGCAGCCCUGCUCCCUGCCUGCAUGUGGAUGGGUGUCCUCUCCCUUCACCCCUCUGCUCUCCUUCACGGACAGCACAAGCAGGCAGACUGUGGGCAGGUGGAAAAGCCCUUACCUUUCCUCCAGAGAAAUUUCUGUAGCGUGGAAAAGCACAUCCUUAAGCUUUAAAAUAAUAAUAAUAAUGCAGAUGUAUAAAAACGACAUGCUGUUUAUUUUGUGUUUCUGUUUUAUUUUUAUUUCUUAUUCUAAUGUGAAUAUAUACAGUAGGUAAAGCAUGUAUUCAUCCUCAUCAGGGGCAUGGGCCGAAGCCUUUGGAAGACAAUAGGAAAUUUUUUCUUAAACUUCUGAGGGCUCCAUGCCAGGCCUAACACAAAAUCACUUGGGCAAAAAGAGUGGACAGGAAAGUGAAUAGAGAGAGCACAUCCCAGUCUGUUUCUGUCUUGGUUAUUACCUGGUUCUGUGGAAAGCCUUUAAGGAAUGAAGGUUUCUCCCAUAUGGCACAGACAUCCUUGCUGUUGUUUUGCACUAUAUUGGAUGCAGCAUGUUUUGCAAGGCAGCGUGUGAAACCUCAGAGCUGAGCUCUGCUGGUAAAUGCUGCAGUUUACACUGCAAGCUGGAGUCUUGAACAUUGCAGGGAAAAGUGCAGGGGAAGGGAAGAGCAAGCGUGCGAGGCUUGCACUUUGCAAGGAGUCACUGGUGCUUGGCAAACAGAAGCAGCCCCUGAGUAGUUGGCUGUCCCCACAUGCACCCAAACAAAAAGGGUGUUUAAGGCAAGUGCUUUAAAGUGGAGAUUAUUACAAGCAGAGCAUGGAGCUAUAUAUAUUUAUAUAUAUAUAUAUUCCCCUGGCACAACUUGUCUUGGCAUUCAGGGGAUCUCCAUGUGAGCAGGGAAUGGGAUGGUGCAGAACUCUGCUCCAGUGGUUUAUCUGAGUGCCUUGCUGGGCUCCAGCAUGAACAAUUUGUUUUCCACCCCUCCUUCACCCUCAAAACAAAGAUGAUGAUUAUGAUAACAGUAUCUGCAUCUAAUCUGCAUGAAUUACUCAACUUGGGGAAAAAAAGGAUCCUGUAUUGCUGUAUUAAUGGAGAACGUGUGCACAGAGCGGGAGCUGUGUGUAGCUCUGAGGGAGUUGUUCAGGGCUGAACGUUUGGUUUGUGGAGCUCGGACUUGUUUCUAAAGGCAAGCUAGAGAAUAUUUCAGAGCUCUCUGUCAAAUGUUGAACUCAUCAGGUUCCAUAACUGAAAAGACUGUGGUGUCAUGAUGUUACUUUUUUUUUUUUUUCUCCUCCCUUACAUUUGUGGUGUUACUGAGGCUCUGAAUUCCAUGGCUUUGCAGCACAGUUGAUGUGAAAACUGUGUAUGCUGUUACAGUGGUGCGUAUCUCGGGGUGCCUGGUACUUCUAAUAGGAGACCUCCCCUUCUUUCGUGGGAGCAGAGGAUGUAUAUAAAAGCAGUGGUUUGGGACAAAGUAAGAUUAAUCUAUUCGUCUUCCAGGUAUCAAGUAACUUAUUUCGUUAUUAUGUUUUACUCUUUCUUUCUCCCACUGAAAAAUAAGUGUCAUUCCCUCCAGAUGAUGUAGUUAGAACCUCGUGUUUUUUUGCAGGUACAUAUGCACAAUAUAAAGACUCAUUGCACGGUACAGUGUUUCUAAAAUAGAUAUUUAAAUAGUAGUUUUACUCCUACUGUAAAUUAAGGGUCGGUUUUUAUUAUGCGGCCCUCAAGCAAGAAGGCUGACUGCUCUACGUAGACAGGACACAAAGCCCCAUCGAGCAUCUGGGGCCAGAUCUUCAGCUGCUGUAAAUAAGGCAUUGCUCCACUGUUUCCCAACUGAAGAUUUUACAUGGUGUUCAGGGGGUACGGAUGCUCAUCUCCCACAGAUACUCAUGGCGGUGAGCAUCUGAAUCUCACAGACGGUCCUUACUGUCACGUUCUAUUGUUUCAAUGGAAGAUCAGUCUAUCCAGCACAACUACUACUUCUCUUCCCUUCCCGCUGUGGAUGAGAAUAAAGGAUCAUUUCAACUUCACAUAUGUUUGUAACUUGUAAGUCCACUGGAAAUCUUACAGGAAACGUUGCCAAAUUCUACUGCUUUUCUGGUCCCAGACUCAGCUUUGAAAAAUACGCUUAAAGUUUAAGCAAAUUCCUAUAAAGCAUGAGUGCUAAAAAAAGAAACAAACAAAAAAAAACUGUAUUCUUCACUACCUUUAAUUAAAGCUGCCUCUGUUUCACCAGACUUUCGCAGAGAACCAGAAAUAUCCUGAAUCAAAUGCUCUGUCUGGACUAUUUGCAGCAUUAUCCCUGCGGUCUCACCUAAUUGGACAUUUCAGCCACAGCAGUCGUGGACAUCUGUCAGCCAGCUCCUUGGCUGGGAUAAACGAGCACAGUUCACUGACUUUCGUGUCAUUUCACACCAGCUGAGAAUGUGGUCCAUUCAUUUCACUGGAGCUGGAUCAGGGAUGGAUUUGGCCCAGUUUGCAGUGACACUACAAAGCAGUUCACAAGGCCGAUGCUCAGACAGUUGCAAUGAACGGCACCAACCUAUCCAAGCAAAUACCUCUUGCCAUUUAUCGUUUCGCCCUGCCUGUGGAUUCAGGAAGAUGCAUUUAGAAAGCUGUUUUCUCUAGAAAUAAGGCUGGAACCAUCUCUAUUGUUGUUAUCCUUAUGAGAUCAAUGACAACAAUGGAUGGAUUCACGGAAAUGAUUUGCAGUUAAAUUAAGCAAGGCAGAAUUUGGCCCCGCGUGCACAGGAACUUUUCCUGUAUGCAGAUUUCCAGUGCCUGUGCACUUUUCUUAACGAGGACAGACAAACAACCAGUAGGGCACAUCCCUCUGGUUCUGCAUGAAGCAAACAUGCAGGAUCCCAGGAGCAUGGAGCCUGUGUUGUCUGUGGUCCGGCAGCAUCUCAAAUCACAAAAGCAACAAUAAUUUUGUAACUCCAAAAGCAAAAUGAAUGGCAUUUUACAAGCAAGGAGACCUGAAGUCUUCCUGUAUCUCCUAGCAGUUACUGUCUUGAAGGAUGUUUUAUAUCUUACUUUUAUGUUUCAUAUAAUUUAAACUUAGCUUCUUACAUUUCUGAACUCAAGGAGGAGGGGGUGAAUCCUCUGACUUUCAGGAUUCACAUUCAGAGGAUGUUUGUUCUUUUGCUGCAUGUACUGCUUGUCCAGAACUAACCAGUUAUUUCUGCGAUAUGGGUUUAUUGUGCCUUACAACAAAUGAGAUGUUGAAGCGGAAUGUACGCAUUAGAGGGAAUAAUCAGAAGUCUUUACUGCACUGUUAGAUGAUGCCGACCCAGAGAGCAUCAUCAAACAUAUCUGUGCUUAAUUACCCAACCAAAGAGAUCUAAAGUAUGUAUGUUUGUUGUACUGUAAUAGGGGUUUGUGCCUGGACAAUUAAGUGUUUUAUUUGUAUUCUGAGAUGAUGUGAACUUAUUUUUCUAAACACUAUACUGAAUAAACUUUAUA
Lagopus muta (rock ptarmigan) is the source of this 7410-nucleotide messenger RNA. RefSeq names its product SIX homeobox 4 (gene SIX4). Gene Ontology annotation, biological process: regulation of transcription by RNA polymerase II. Gene Ontology annotation, molecular function: RNA polymerase II cis-regulatory region sequence-specific DNA binding; DNA-binding transcription factor activity, RNA polymerase II-specific. Gene Ontology annotation, cellular component: transcription regulator complex; nucleus. The record is from RefSeq and is a predicted model, not a curated record. The coding region runs from base 7 to 2337 and encodes 776 amino acids. NCBI's taxonomy places the organism in Eukaryota, Metazoa, Chordata, Aves, Galliformes, Phasianidae. The transcript is spliced from 3 exons.